Danio aesculapii is the source of this 4439-nucleotide messenger RNA. RefSeq names its product NACHT, LRR and PYD domains-containing protein 12-like. NCBI's taxonomy places the organism in Eukaryota, Metazoa, Chordata, Actinopteri, Cypriniformes, Danionidae. The transcript is spliced from 12 exons. The record is from RefSeq and is a predicted model, not a curated record. Gene Ontology annotation, molecular function: protein binding. The coding region runs from base 91 to 3978 and encodes 1295 amino acids.
CACACACCCAAGCACAGACAGGCUACAGCCGUAACAGGAGGAACAGAAAGAUCUGCAGGCAUUAUUUGAGCUGUGAAUGGGUGAAGCACAAUGGCAAAUGUUAAACAGCUGCUCGACAACACACUCAAUGGACUGUUGGAAGAUGAACUAAAGAAGUUUCGGUGGCGCUUAGUGAAUGACCAUAGAGAUAUUUCAAAAGCCAAAAUGGAGAAUGCAGACAGAUUGGAUACAGUUGAUAAGAUGGUGUCAUGUUUUGGACCAGAAAGAGCUGUGAAGAUCACAGUGGACAUCCUGAGGAAAAUAAACCAAAAUCAAUUGGCUGAAGAGCUGGAAGUAGCACAGAAGCAAGGUGCAGCUUCAGAGAACUGUAAAUCUCCUUCUCUUGAUUACACAAACAUCAGCCAUGAAUUAAAAAAGAAAUUAAAGGAAGACUAUGAGCAGGUAUUGGUUGGUAAUUCACAGACAGGUUGUCAGAAGUACCUAGAUGAUAUUUACACUGAUCUAUAUGUGGUGGAGAACGAGACUGGAGGAAGAGAGAAUGACCAUGAGGUGAUACAGAUGGAGUCAAAACACAACCAACAGACAGCCAAAGAUAAACCACUCAAGUGUAAUGACAUGUUUAAAAUUCAGCCUGACACAGGUCGACAAAACAGAAGAGUCCUGACACUGGGGAUCGCAGGAGUGGGAAAAACUGUCUCUGUCAAUAAAUUCAUCCUUGACUGGGCUGAAGGAAAAGACAAUCAGGAAAUAGUCUUCAUAUUUCCACUGCCGUUCCGUAGACUGAAUCUGAUUAAAAAAGAAAAGUACAGUCUCAUAGGUCUGCUUAACAAGUACUUCAGCAGUGCUGGAAGACUGAGCUCUCUUCCUAAAAAACAAGGUAAGGUCAUGUUUAUCUUUGAUGGGCUGGAUGAAUACCGCUUUCAAUUGAACUUUAAGGAGGAUGAUGAAUUUACAGAUGUUGAUAAGGAAAUGACAGUGAGUGAGAUAAUAACAAAUCUCUUAAGGAGACAGCUUGUGCCCUCUUCCCUCAUCUGGAUCACAUCCAGACCAGCGGCAGCCAGUCUGAUAGACCGAAACUACAUUGAUCAGGUGACAGAGGUGCGAGGAUUCAAUGAUGAGCAGAAGGAGCAGUACUUCAUCAAAAACAGCAGUCCUGAGGUUGCUGGAAACAUCUUCUGUCACAUCAGGAAAUCCAGGAGUCUGUACAUCAUGUGCCACAUCCCCGUCUUCUGCUGGAUCUCUCUCAUUGUUCUUCAGCCUCUGCUGGGUCAAGAGAGCAAUGACAAAACACCCACAACUCUCACAGAGAUGUACACCAGCUUCUUACUGUCUCAAAAGCAACAGAUGAAAGAAAAAUACAGCAGCAAUUCUGAACCUGAAGCCAAUGCUUGGUCUUUUGAUGACAUUGUUCUGAAGCUUGGGGAACUGGCCUUUAAACAGCUGGAGGAAGGAAAACAGAUUUUCUACAAAACAGAUCUGGAGAAGUGUGGCCUAGAUGUCAAGGAAGGGUCUGUGUUCUCUGGAUUAUGUACUCGAAUGUUUCAGGAGGAAAACCCCAUUUCAGGGGAACAGGUUUACAGUUUUGUACACCUCAGCGUUCAGGAGUUUAUUGCUGCUCUCUAUGUGUUUUUUACUUACAACGACAAGAAAACAAAUCCAUUACUUGAUUCCAGGAAAAAGGGACUGACAUGGAAACUCUCUAAAAAAACCUUGUUUAAACUUCAUGAGGCUGCAGUCAAGAAGACUUUACAAAGCAAGAAUGGACACCUGGACCUUUUCCUCCGGUUCCUGCUGGGUCUCUCUCUGGAGUCUAAUCAGAGUAACCUGAAGAAGCUCCUGCCACGACUGGAGCUCGAAAUUGGGAACAUCAAAGACACGACUGACUAUAUUAAAAAGAAAAUAGAGAAGGAGAAAUCAGCAGAGAGGACCAUCAACCUCUUCCACUGUCUGAAUGAACUGAAUGAUGACUUUGUGGAGGAACUCCAGAAGAGUCUGAGCUCUGGAAAUCUUACAGCACAGGAUCUGUCCUCUGCUCAGUGGUCGGGUCUGAUGUUUGUGCUCCUGAUGUCAGAAGAGACUCAAGAGAAGUUUGAACUGCAAAAAUACAGAAGAUCUGAUGAAGCACUGAUGAGGCUGAUACCAGUAGUCAAGAACACCAGAAGAGCACUGCUACAGUGGUGUAAUCUCACUGUUCAGUGCUGUGAGAGUUUGUCUUCAGCUCUACAAUCCUCAAACUGUGUCCUGAGAGAGCUGGACCUGAGUAACAAUGACCUGCAGGAUUCAGGAGUGAAGCUUCUCUCUGAUGGACUGAAAACUGUAAACUGUAAACUGGAGACACUGAGAUUUGUCAUGUGUAAACUCACUGCAGAUUCUUGUGAGAGUUUGUCUUCAGCUCUACAAUCCUCAAACUGUGUCCUGAGAGAGCUGGAAUUGAAUAACAAUGACCUGCAGGAUCCAGGAGUGAAGCUUCUCUCCGAUGGACUGAAGCAACCAAACUGUAAACUGGAGAUACUGAGAUUUGUCAUGUGUAAACUCACUGCAGAUUCUUGUGAGAGUUUGUCUUCAGCUCUACAAUCCUCAAACUGUGUCCUGAGAGAGCUGGACCUGAGUAACAAUGACCUGCAGGAUUCAGGAGUGAAGCUUCUCUCUGAUGGACUGACGAGUCCAAACUGUAAACUAGAGACACUGAGAUUUGUCACAUGUAAACUCACUGCUGCUUCCUGUGAGAGUUUGUCUUCAGCUCUACAAUCCUCAAACUGUGUCCUGAAAGAGCUGGACCUGAGUAUCAAUGACCUGCAGGAUUCAGGAAUGAAGCUUCUUUCUGAUGAACUGGAGAGUCCAAACUGUAAUCUGGAGACACUAAGGCUACAGAGCUGUAAUCUCACUGCUAUGUCUUGUGAGAGUUUGUCUUCAGCUCUACAAUCCUCAAACUGUGUCCUGAGAGAGCUGGACCUGAGUAACAAUGACCUGCAGGAUUUAGGACUGAAGCUUCUCUCUGAUGGACUGAAGAGUCGACACUGUAAACUGGAGACACUGAGAUUGGUCAUGUGUUAUCUCACUGUUCAGUGCUGUGAGAGUUUGUCUUCAGCUCUACAAUCCUCAAACUGUGUCCUGAGAGAGCUGGACCUGAGUAACAAUGACCUGCAGGUUUCAGGAGUGAAGCUUCUCUCUGUUGGACUGAAGAGUCAACACUGUAAACUGGAGACACUGAGAUUGUCUGGCUGUAUGGUGACAGAGGAAGGCUGUGGUUUUCUGUCUUCUGCUCUGAGUUCAAACCCCUCACACCUGAGAGAGCUGGAUCUGAGCUACAAUCAUCCAGGAGAUUCAGGAGUCAAGCUGCUCUCUGAACAACUGGAGGAUCCAAACUACACACUGGACAAACUCAAUCUGGACCAUGGAGGAGAGAAGAACAUUACAGCAGGACUGCACAAAUAUGCCUGUUCUCUCACACUGGAUCCAAACACAGUACACACUAAACUCAUUCUGUCUGAGGGGAACAGAAAGGUGAAGUGUGUGAGAGAGACGAUGGUGAAGAAUGUGAGACAGUCGUAUCCUGAUCAUCCAGACAGAUUUGAUGGUGUGUGUCAGGUGUUGUGCAGAGAGAGUGUGUGUGGACGCUGUUACUGGGAGAUUGACUGGAGUGGAAGUGGUGUGUGGAUAUCAGUGUCAUAUAAGAGCAUCAGGAGGAAGGGAGCAGGUAACGAGUGUGUGUUUGGAUCUAACGCUCAGUCCUGGAGUUUGCGCUGCUCUUCCUCCAGUUUCACAUUCAGACACAAUUACGCAGACACUGAUCUCUCAGUAGAGCGGCUCAGCAGUAGAAUAGGAGUGUUUGUGGAUCACAGUGCAGGAAAUCUGAUCUUCUACAACAUCUAUAGAGACACAAUGAGCCUCAUCCACUCAGUCCAGACCACAUUCACUGAGCCGCUCUGGCCUGGAUUUGGGGUUUAUUAUCCUGGAUCAUCAGUGAAACUGUGCUAAAGACUGAGAGACUAAGGAGAUACUUACCCAUAAUCCACUGCAAGAUCAGUCAGUAGCAGUGAGAUGUUAUGCAACCUCUUCUCUCUGUGUGUGUGUGUGUGUGUGUGUGUGUGUGUGUGUGUGUGUGUGUGUGUGUGUGCGUGUGUGUGUGUGUGUGUGUGUGUGUGUGUGAGAGCAAUGUAGAUUUAUUGUAUUUCACAAACACGAUUUUUUAGGAGCACGUCAUUCUAACAUAUUCUAUAGAUUUAUAUUCUUGGUUUUUCUUGUGCACAGAUAAUACAUGUCAAUGUCAAAUUAAUUAGAGAUGAGGUGUUUAUGUGAUGAUGAGUAUGUAGAAUGUCUUAAUCCUGUCUGAAUCACUUAAAUAUAUCAUCAACAGCUCACAAGACUGAAAUGAGGAAUAGAUUUUUAGUUUCUGGAAAUCCCAAGAGCAAAAAAUAUCAAGCAAGUAAAUUUAAUUA